This is a messenger RNA of Sesamum indicum (sesame), 1070 nucleotides long. Its product is annotated as expansin-like B1. The record is from RefSeq and is a predicted model, not a curated record. Lineage: Eukaryota; Viridiplantae; Streptophyta; Magnoliopsida; Lamiales; Pedaliaceae. Gene Ontology annotation, cellular component: extracellular region.
UGCAGUUCAUGCACAUAAACCCGUCUUCUUCCCUUUCGUCUGCUUCAAUUGCUAUCUUGUAUGAUGGCUCAUCUCUGGCUUUUCUUUAAUCUUUUCAUAGCAACUUUUCUCAGCUUGGAAAUCCUUGGAAAUGCAGCCACAUGCAGGGAUUGUUUCAUCCAUUCGAGGGCUGCUCAUUACCCGAAUUCUGAUGAUAAUGGAACAGAAAUUGGACGCUGUGGCUAUGGUACAUUCGGUGCAACACUUAACGCUGGAGAUGUAUCUGCUGCAUCAGAUCUGUAUCGAGAUGGAGUAGGGUGUGGUGCUUGCUACCAGGUCAGGUGCACCAACAGUAACUACUGUUCUGACAAAGGAGUUACUGCAGUCAUAACUGACCAUGGUUCCAGUGAUCGCACUGACUUCAUUCUGAGCAGGCGUGCUUUUGGUCGAAUGGCUCAGAACCAAGAUGCAGCUGCAUCUCUAUUAGCGCUUGGCAUAGUAGAUAUUGAAUACAGACGGGUUCCAUGCAGCUAUCCAAACAAAAACAUUACCAUAAAGAUAGAUGAAAACAGCAAUUACCCCCAUUAUCUGGCUUUCGUGAUUUGGUAUCAAGAAGGCAGCAAGGAUAUAACUGCCGUGCAACUUUGUGAGACAAAAAAUUAUAUAUGCAAACUACUAGAUCGGAGUUAUGGAGCAGUAUGGACAACCACCUCACCGCCCAUUGGACCUCUGUCAGUAAGAAUGCUAUUUAGUGAUGAAAAUGGAGAGGAGACUUGGGUAGUCCCAGUUAAGGACAUACCUGACAACUGGAAACCUGGAGAGACAUAUGAUUCUGGAGUACAAGUGACUGACUGAUGCAAGAACUCCUCAUUAUCAUCUCAUUAUUUUGUAUUACUUAGCUUGUUGGUUGUAUUCCUUUCCAUCCUUUCAAUUGGUUUAUCGUUUUCAGUGGUAGGAUCCAAUAAAUAGUCAACAAAUCCAGGGGUUUAAUUAUUUUAUAGAUGAGUAAUAGAAGCAAAAGGAGAUGUCUUGUAAAAUUAUGUGAAGAUGCUUAAAGGUUCUACACUAAUUAAAUUCAUCCCUUCUCGAGA